Messenger RNA from Podarcis raffonei (Aeolian wall lizard), 3936 nucleotides. RefSeq names its product ST3 beta-galactoside alpha-2,3-sialyltransferase 4 (gene ST3GAL4). The transcript is spliced from 15 exons. The record is from RefSeq and is a predicted model, not a curated record. Lineage: Eukaryota; Metazoa; Chordata; Lepidosauria; Squamata; Lacertidae. Gene Ontology annotation, biological process: glycolipid biosynthetic process. The coding region runs from base 933 to 2009 and encodes 358 amino acids. Gene Ontology annotation, molecular function: sialyltransferase activity.
CCGCUCCUCUGUGCGCAAGCGUGGCGAGGCAGGGGCGGACCAUCUUCGCCCCAUCUCCACGCUCCUCUGGCUCGCUCGCACUCUCCUUCUUCCUUCCUCGUCUCCCACCAGCGAACUUUAAGACAGUGUGGCACAAUUGGGCAAGCCUCUCCUUCUCCUUUCGUGGCCAGCGGCCGUUGCCUUUCCAGCAGCCAUCUCUGCCGGAGGGGAGAGCGAGAGCCAGGGACCCUCUGUGCCAAGGGAGCUCUGCUGCUGCUGCUGCUCCCCCUCCUCCCCACCACCAUCAUCUUCAUCAUCCUCAGUACCACCACUAUAUGACUCCUGCCUGUCCACCUCCUCCCACCCCUCAGAGUUGCGUCCUGUGCACCAGCCCAGUUCGGAUUAUAAACUAACCAAACCCAACACCUUUCCUUGUCUCCGGAGGCGCCGGUGAAUGUCUCGGCGAACCCAGCGGAUGGGGGGUCGCUCCUGACACCCAGAUGGCUGGCUGAUGUUUUGCAGAAAGAGCUCGGCAGAAGGAAUGCCGAAGAGAAGCUGAAUGUCUGGGAACCCUGAGAACUCUGACACUAAGAUGUCGCUGGGAAGAACUUGAAUAAGUUGCAGUCUGGCUGGGCCUCAAAAGCUUGGAGUGGCCUUUCAGAUAUUUUCCAGGAAGGGAGGUGCAUAUUUCAAGAGGUCUUGAACUUCUGGGAAAUGAGCCUGGAGGAAAGGGGAAGGGCCUGACGGCCGCCACCCCUGGUAUAAAGCAGUCCCUGAGGGAUACGGCAAAACUGAUGGGGAACCUGAGGCACAGAGAGUCUCAUAAUCUUGCCCAAAGUUUCCCACUAGCCCAACUGGAAGGAGAAAUCAGGAGUCCUGCAGCUGCUCGACACCACUGCAUUGCAUAGUGUGCAAGGAGGGACAAAAAAAAUGGGAUUGUAGAUUCCCAGCCCAUGGAGGUGAUGCUGUCUUGGUUUGGGAAGGAAAGGACUGUGGCUGAUAGCAGUUGCAAUGAGAGCAAAAGCCACAAGACGAUUCUUCAUCUGCUGAUAAAAAUGAUCAACAAGUCUCGAUGGAAGAUACUUGGAGUAUUGGCUAUAUUUUUGGUGAUGGUGUGGUAUACAAAAUCCCGGGAGGAAAGUUUUUAUUUCCCAGUACAAAAGAUGACUUGUCCUCUGGGAGAGGUGGAGAAGAAAGCUGCACAGCUCAUUGCAAAUUACACACGGGAACAUCCACUAUUUUUACAGCUAAAGGAUUACUUCUGGGUAAAGACCCCUUCACCCUACGAGCUGCCAUAUGGUACUAAAGGAAGCGAGGAAAUUCUCUUGCGAGUUCUGGCGAUCACAAGUUAUGCUCUGCCUGAAAGCUUACAAAGUUUGAAGUGCCGGAGAUGUGCAGUAGUAGGAAAUGGACACCGGCUCAGAAACAGCUCUAUGGGAGAAGCUAUUAACAAAUACGAUGUUGUGAUCAGAUUGAACAAUGCACCAGUUUAUGGUUAUGAGAGCGACGUGGGCUCCAAGACCACUAUGCGGCUCUUCUACCCGGAGUCAGCACAUUUCAACCCCCAAAGAGAAAACAAUCCAGACACGUUGCUGGUGCUGGUGCCAUUCAAACCCAUGGAUUUCCAGUGGAUGGAAACAAUAUUGCAUGACAAGAAAAGGGUUCGGAAGGGCUUUUGGAAACAGCCUCCCUUAAUUUGGGAUGCGAAUCCUGAGCAAGUGCGAAUCCUGAACCCGUAUUUUAUGGAAAUAACCGCUGCCAAAUUGCUUAAGCUUCCAAUGAAGCAGCUGAAGAAGUUAAAACAGAAACCAACCACAGGAUUAGUGGCUAUCACCUUAGCAUUGCACUUCUGUGACAUAGUUCAUAUUGCGGGCUUUGGAUACCCUGACUCCAAGAAGCAGACCAUUCACUACUACGAGCAAGUCACAUUGAAGUCGAUGACUGGUUCAGAACACAAUAUAUCACACGAGGCAUUAGCAAUAAAAAAGAUGCUUGAACUGGGUGUCAUCAAGAACCUCACCUACUUCUGAUGGAAAAUGGACUGCUGUUUUGAGGGUUUUUUUCUGAGCCAGCUGCUGGUCCAACACAGCUGCCCAUGGCAGGCUGUCCCUUGCCCCCCCAACAUUGACUGGUGUGGAGACCCUGCAGCUUCACUCAAAACACUGGGGUGGAAGUGUAUGACCCCUAGAUGUAUUGGCAGCAAGGGAUGGAGAUGGUCUGGGAAGUGGUUGGUUGAUGGCAGCAGCUGGAAGCCGGGUGGAUGCUGCCUUCUACAGAGUCCUCUUUGCACGGACUGUUGCAGGAUUUUCUCUGCAUCAAGUUGAGACUUUUAGAAACAGAAGUUCCCGAAAUCUUCACUCGUGGCAGAGAAGAGCCUUUGGGAGGCCAAUGACUGAGUUGCCUGUGGGCCUCAAGGGUGGCACAAGUGACAUUCCCAUGGGGGGGUGGUCAAAUUAUCACCCCUGUGGCACCUUGAAAUCUUAAUCACUUUUGCCUUCUGACUCUGGGAAGUGCAGUGGCAGCUGCUGUUUCUGUUGAAACGAUGUUAGGUGUCACCGGACGGAGCAGGGGGGCAAUUGAAUGAAGGAUUAUUAGCUGCCUGCCAUAUUUAAUGUUUCUGUUUGAAUGAGACAAAAGUAUACUGGUUCAAGUCCUCCGUGCAGUGAAGGAGUUUGGAAUACCCAGGAGACAGCUGUUAGGGAUGGUGGGAGUUGAUAAUGUUGAUUUCUCUCUCUCAUCCAGUUCUUAUUUUUUGGAGUCUGUGACAUAAGGGGAGGAUACCCUACAGUAUUUGAUAAGUGGUUUUUUUUACUUAAAGGUGCCGAGCUGAACAUGGGUGUUUCUGGGCACUUCGCUGGAAGUAAAUCCUCCUUCUGUGAAGGGUGUGUGUGUGUUUCUGUGUGUGAGAGAGAGAAUGAGAGUAUGUCCGUCCAGUAUACGAAGUCUGUUCUUAAAUAUAAGCUGUAGGCUUUUUUCCCCUCUAGCAUUUGGGAGUUACUUCCCAUCAGACAUAAGACUCCAGUACAAAGGAAAUGGCAUAACCAAAGCUGAAUGUUGAAGGAAAGAAGGAGAGGGGGAGGGGGGAGAUAGUUGGGAAUUGUGUAUCCGUUUUGUAGGGGGGGGGGGGAGGAAAAAAUGUUUUAUUAUUCCUUGCUCACAAAACCUAAAUUCUGCACUACGCCUUUGUCUUUUCUAGUAGCAGGAUGAGUGUUCUGGUCAUUUAGGACGAAGGCUCUUCUUGUGCGCCUAAAAAUGGGGCAAAUUUUGAAGUAAGCUGCCAGUUUAAGUAGGCAGAGAAUUAGGGGGAGUGGUCCAGACAUUUCAGAAAUGGGCCUCGGGUCAAAUGUUCUAGUUGCCUGACAAGUGCUUGGAAGAGACUCUCUUCCAAAUAUUGUUUGGGGCUAGUUGUGCAAGAAUCAAUACUUUAAACCCCCCUUCUUUUAAUUUCAGCUUUGAGAUCAAAGUAUAUCUCUUAAAUUUGCUUACUGCUGGUUAAAGGGUCUGAAUUGAUUGCUGCACAGUUUGGAACCUUGUAUUUCAUCCAUGAGGGGAAGAAGACAAAGGGAGGAAGGUGACAAUAUAAUUUCCCUGUCCACCACCUGCCACACCUUGUGUGCACAACCACCGUGCCUUAGCUGUGAUUGCAAGUGCCCAACUUUGAAGGGCCUGCUGGGAAUGUAACCUCCUUAUGGCUUAGGCCACCACACCUAUUGCCAAGAAGGCAACUGACUGAAUUGAGUUGCUCAUGUUAUGUCCCUUUGAGAAUGCACAUAGAGCUUCAACUUGGGAACUGGUCUGUUGCAGAAAUCCAGACUGAUCCCCGGAAGAAAAAGAGUUCUUAAAUGUUGUUAUUUCAAAGGAGUUUGAAUGCUACAGAGAAUGUUGGAAGUAUCUUUCCUGGUUAAGCGAUUACUGCAGUUCAGUGUUAAGUAAUUUAAUAAAUUAAAUUUAAAAAUA